Anopheles bellator is the source of this 563-nucleotide messenger RNA. RefSeq lists its product as uncharacterized. Lineage: Eukaryota; Metazoa; Arthropoda; Insecta; Diptera; Culicidae. The record is from RefSeq and is a predicted model, not a curated record. The coding region runs from base 102 to 563 and encodes 153 amino acids. The transcript has 3 exons.
CGAUCGUAUAAAUAGAACGUUGGCAGUACUUUGCUAAGCGUUACCGAUUGGAAGCCGACUGGCAGAGACUAGUUACGGCUUCAGCAGUCUCCAAACUGCAAAUGGCGUCAUUUCCAUUGCUAAUCGGAAUCACGGUGCUAUGUGUUGCGACGACGAUCGUCAGUGGUGCCAGGGGUAAAACGCCCGUAGUCCCUGACGUUGCCUCGACGUCUUUCACAGAGAGCGAACACUGUUCCAAGGAUCAAUAUCGCAUCCGCGUACGCGAUCCCAAUCGGCACAUCUCGACGCGCUUGUUGCGAUACUUCACCUUCGGUGGCAUACUGCAAGGGAUUCACGAGGAAACCCAAAUUCCGCGUGCCGAGCUGGUGCUGGGUGGCGCCAGUCAGUAUCAGGAUCAGUCGAGCCAACUGGGGCCCAAGUACCACGCGGCUCAUGUUAUCCGCGUCGGAAGUAUCGAUAAGCGUUUGAAGCAGAAAAAUAAGGACCUGUUUAAAGCGCUGACGAACUACGUUGGCCACACCCAGAACGUGAUCAGCCUUGCGAACGUAUGGCACGGGUGCUAA